AUUCAAACAAUAUUAAUGACUAUAUUUGUAUAUUUUCAGCUCAGUCAAAUAUUGGGUCACAGUGAUCAGUUGUAUAUCAGGUUACCGAGUGGCCUCAGAUUCUGGCAGAUUAUCCUAGCUGUUGUUUUCUCAAUUUUAUCUCUAUGGGCUCUGAUGUUUCCAGGACAUUAUUUCCAUGCUAUGUAUGAUAUGGAUGGAUCCAGUUUCACAUUUCCAAUCCGAUUAUAUGCAUGUGCACUUAUUUGUAUCUCAGUGAUGUAUUGGAGCACUGUUCAGGCGGCUGACCGACAUGUCAUCAGAAUGAUUCUUUUAUCUAGUGUAGUGUUCUUCACUUUACAGUCUGGUGUAUUGAUGAGUUUGUGGUCAUCAUGGUUACCCUCAACAACCCCGGCCUCACUUCUGUGUUCAGUUUUCAUCGCAUUCGUGGCACGGCUUAUAGUCAUAGCUGUAUCAAGCUACUUCUAUUGGAUAACUUACAGAGAUGGGAAAUCAAAGGAUGUGAAGUACUAUCGAUAGUACUAAACAAUAUGGGCGCUUCUUAAAAAUUCCACUGGGCUUUAUGUGAUGGUGUUUGGUAUGGUAUUGAUGAUUUUGUCUGUAACUAAGUGGACAAUGACUUUACUAGGAUUACAGUGUAUCUGUGUUUUCAUUGGCUAUUUCUUUCACUGCGGCAUGCUGGGAGCGCGAACAGGUUCUCUCAAAA
Ruditapes philippinarum (Manila clam) is the source of this 703-nucleotide messenger RNA. RefSeq names its product tumor protein p53-inducible protein 11-like. The coding region runs from base 16 to 516 and encodes 166 amino acids. NCBI's taxonomy places the organism in Eukaryota, Metazoa, Mollusca, Bivalvia, Venerida, Veneridae. The transcript is spliced from 5 exons. The record is from RefSeq and is a predicted model, not a curated record.